Lodderomyces parapsilosis is the source of this 3129-nucleotide messenger RNA. RefSeq lists its product as uncharacterized. Gene Ontology annotation, biological process: mitotic sister chromatid biorientation; mitotic spindle assembly checkpoint signaling; protein localization to kinetochore. Lineage: Eukaryota; Fungi; Ascomycota; Pichiomycetes; Serinales; Debaryomycetaceae. The record is from RefSeq and is a predicted model, not a curated record. The transcript has a single exon. The coding region runs from base 1 to 3129 and encodes 1042 amino acids.
AUGGCAAGAAGCAUUCUCAAAGAUAAUACCGCGCCACUACCGAGUACAUCUCGUCGAGUAUCAUUUGCACCUGAAGUGACAUUACAUCAGAUUGAAGUAAGAAACCCCAACAAACGAAGGAAAACAGAUGGCGGAGCCAGUGGGUAUGCAUCAUUCUCAUCAGAAUCUGAUUUUGAAAUUGUUCAUUAUCUGUCACAGCAAGAGCUAAUGAAGGAGGAUGAGGACGAGGUGAAUAACAAUGACCACUUGAUGAACUUGUCUCCAAUUGGAAUCCGCGCUAAAGAUAUUGACGAUGUGGAGUUUGAAGAUAGCCCGGAUGAUGGAAGUAAGCCAUUGACUGAUAGUUCAGACGAAGAGAUUAAGGAACAGAAAGAGAGACCAGUACUGUCUUUUGCUAACAAGCGGGCGAAAGUGGUUAGGAGCCUCGAUGAUGGAAAUGUGGGGACAGAGGUCAGUAUGGAAUUAACUGGCAGGGGUAAUGGAAUUGCCAAAGUUAGUGAUACAGGUACUCCGUUAGUUUACGCUUCAGAUGAAGACGCCGACUAUUCAAGCAAUGACGAGGAAGAAGUACCAAAUUCGAUCAACACCGAUGAUCGAAAUCAUCAAGAAGAGGAAGAAAUGCAACUAACAGGGAGAAUUGAAAAAGUACGUGAGGAACGGUUGGUUCGCUCUAUCGAUGAACCUGAAGAUAUGCAAUUGACAGUACCAAUAUCAACCGCCACAUCUCGACGAUACCAACAGCCUGCGCCUGACUCGGAUGAUGCUUAUGAAGGUGAGGAUGAUACUAUAAAUUUGGCAGCAUCGAUGUUGAAAGUGGAUGCUUUACGUAGUAGGAAUCAAGCUGGUAAAGGUGCUGAAGAUGAACAAGAUGAUGGGCACAGACUGGGCACAGAUCGUGAUGAGAAGGUUGAUAAUGGAGUCAAUGACAGUUCAAACAUGGAAUUGACUGAGAGAAUAAGCCGAGUUGCUGUGCCUCAAAUACCAAUUGUGAAACCAAACCUUGAAGCAUUGCCAGAUGUUGAUGAUGACGAAGAUGAUGAAGAUGAAGAUCGUGGAGUGAAAGAUGCAGACAACAUGAAGGCACCAUUGAGUGCCAUGGAGAAACUGGGCCCCAUUGAUAUGGAAAUCACUGAACCGGUCAGCAAUGAAACGGCGCAUAACAAGCAAAGUAAACAAAUUGGAGCGUCCAGUGUUUCCGAAAGUCAAGAAAUGGACCUCAGUGAACCCAUAAACAAACUGACUAUUGAGUCACUACGUGGCAAAAACAAUGAGCAGGCACUGCAUCUACAGGAUAUGGAAUUGACACAACCAGUGAAGAGCGUAGUGAACAAGGAUCAACAGGCAUCAAUUGAACAUGGCCCCGAACAUGGAACUAAUGAUAAUGGCUCAUUGCCAAAACUGGCUGAUUUCACUGAAGUCAUCACACAAGGGGAGCAUUUGGUCAGCAUGGAUCUUACUCAACGACAAAUAAUGACUAAUUCGCAACAAACUAUGGAGCUUACACAGAAUAAGACUGUAAUAUCACGAUACGAUGACGGAAAACUGGCCAAACAAGCAAUUACUUCCACAGAUUCGAAAAAGUCAAUAUCGAACGAUGCAAAAAAUGAAAAGAGCGAAACGGCAACACCACUAGCUACUGUUUCUCAGAACUGGCCAUCACAAGAAAUCAACACUCACGAGAAGGAUCCUGAUCCCAUUAGUAAUGCGCCAAAUGAAGUGAUUGAGGAUAGGUUUGCAAAUUACAAGCCGGUUUCAUUGUCUACGUUCCUUCAGGAUAUUCACAUGAAGUUUGAUACCGAUAUUGGUACUCUAGCUGCUUCACUGAUUGGAACAGAUUCAAAUGAGUCAACACUUCAUCAACAACCAUCGAUUUAUGAGUUGAUUCUGGCUAUUCCUUUUAAGGAAGGGAAUGCUCUAAACGAUUUUAUUGUUCAGGAAUUACAAAAUUACAUUCGGGAUGGUGAGCAGCUAUUUCAGGAUUUCAGUAAACAAAUCGGGGAUGACAAUCUUGCCAUUAUGAAGGAAUUUUACACAACCAAUGAUGCUAAAGAUCGUGAAAUUAUGAUUAUAUGUUUGAACAAUGUACGAUAUUUGUCCAAAUUGGAAAGCAGGUCAACUUGGUUCAAAUGGAGAUCGACAUUGACUCAGCAUGUCAUUGAUGAAAUGGAUAAUCAGAUUGAGUUGUUGAAACAGUGCCAAAAAGAUUUGGAGGAUUAUCUACAAAGAUUGGACGAACAAUGGGUUAAAGCCGGUGAAUACAAGAGUGAGGUAAUGAACAAAUUGUACCGAUUGCGAACUGCAAAGAAAACCAUGGGUAACUUAUCUCAAGAGCAAGUUGAUGAUAUGCGCAAUGCAUUUAAUCAACUGAAAUCUCAAUUGAAAGAUCUUGCAGAGAAGAUAGAUCAAGCAAGGUACAAGUUGGCUCAUUUGGAUCAAUCAUUAGUUGAACUGCGUAACCAGAAACGAGAUUUGUUGAAUCAAGCAAAGGAUAUUGACUUUGAAUUGGAGAAACGCAAAAGUUACACCAAGAAUGAGAAGAUUGAAAUCAAAAAAAGGUAUGACCAAUUGACCAGUUUAACACAUUUGAAGUAUAUACGUACUGAAGAUGUUUCCAGCAUGGUGUUUCUAUACUAUGGUAUGAUUAAUGUUAAAUUUGACUUUGAUAAAGGUACAUUUGAAAUUGGCGAAAUACACUCAAAUGAGUUCAAGUUUAAGCUGUUGAUUAACUACGUUUAUCAUUUUCCUGUAUCAGUAACAAAUGACGGAAAGGGAAGUACACUUUAUCAAUGGCAGAGAUUUAAAUCGUAUUGGGCAAAGUUGAUCCAACUAGAUAGCAUAAUGGAUUUCAUCAAGUUCCAGUGGCCCAUUGAAUUGAUUCCAAAUGAAGAGACAGGUGGUGUAAUAAAGUUUCAAUUUGAUUAUUUUGAUUUUGAUAGCCGGAGGCGAUUUAUUGUUGAUGCAUCACUUGCAGUUGCGUCAUUGCUCCAUUUUGAAUCAAGUAUUAUCUUUAGUAUCAAACCAGCUAGAAAUUUCAUUCUAAGCGAAAAAGAGAUUAAAAAAACACUAACGAAACUUGGCAAGAGUAUUGAUUUACCUAAAUGUGGUUACAAUUUCAUUUCCGAUGCAUAG